UUUGAAGCAGAUUCCCCCCCACCCUCUAUCCUCUAUCUCCCGCUCCCGCUCCCCUCUACCCCUACCCACCCCCGCUUCUGCGCUGCUACAAAUUCCUUUGCAUUCCUAAGCGAACACUCACUUAUGUCGCCUCUUCCUCGCUCAUAUAUUUGUGCCUUAGCUGAUAUUGUUAAACUGUGAAGAUGAGUUCUCUUCAAUCAAAUCGGCAUAUACCAUUUACUAAUAGUGCUCAAAGGCAGCAACAACAGCACCUUCUUCAUAGUCAGCAGCUGCAGCAACAGUCGCAGCAGCAAAUGCAAGUGCAGCAACAAUCGCAGCAAGCUUUAGGAGCAGGGGGUUUUCCACAAAGUCUCAGUGGAAGCGAAACUGAUAUUUCUACAUCGAACGAAAACCUCAGCCAUGAGGAACGUUACGUUAUUCGACACACAGCACGACAAGAACCACAAGGUCAAGAAAAUAUGGCCAUGCUGUCCAGCAGCCAAAGCAGCCCAAACAGCAACCGUAGCAGUCUCAGUGCAAAACUUGAAGGAGCUGGGAUGACUGGUGGAAAUGGUUCAGGAAGCAACCGAAGUAGCUUGAACAGGCCUGAUAACAGCAGCAAUCGUAGUAGUUUGGACGUGUCUUCCUCCUCUUACAAUACUCUUAUUAUUCAUGGGACUUUAGAUGAGUCUUGGCCUGGAAGGUUAUCUGGUAUCCGAGACAUCCAAGAUCAAAGUGCAUAUGGUUCAUAUAGUUCUGGUGUUGCCCAAGAGUCCUCUUCACCCUCUAGUGGUAGUGGAAAUAACAGCAGCAAAGAUCUAGAGAGAGAUAGGGACCGUUCUGCCCAGUGGUAUGGUCCUAGUCUUCGUGAAAUCAUUGAUAUUCCUGACGAUUUUUUGAGUCAAUCUCAGGUACUGAAACAUUUGGCUAAGGAAGUGAAAGUUUAUAGAUCAACUGCUGGUAAUGUAAUCAGUCGUCAGUCUCCUGAUACCAACCAACGUAGCCAUCAAGCUCCAUCUGAACCUAUGAAGAGACUGUCAUUAGAACACCGAGGAGGAGGUGGACCUAGUCAAAUAGCCACCAAUGUGAGCAGCAACAGUACAUUGAAGGAAGAAACUGCGGCACCACCCCAAUAUAGUGGAUGGCCCGCACCACCCCUUCCUAAUCACUUGAAAAAUGGCGGAAUUUAUCCACUAGAGAGAAUGGCUCUCUCUAGGUCUCAACCAGAUUUAUCAAGAAUCGGGGAAGGAAAACUUCUUUCUGCCGCUGAUAUUGUUGGGCUAGCUAAUAACAGGUUGGCAGCAAGGGAUGAUGAACGAACCGCUCCUGUGGAAAUGGUUGAUAUGCUGAUUCAUGAAAACAAUUUCUUGAGACAUGAACUUAAUGAAUGCUCUCAAAAGGUUUCACGCUCAAUCAAGCUGGAACAAGAAAUUCAGAAAGUUCACAGAGCUCAGGAGGAAUUGGUUGCUUCUUGCGAGCGUCGCGAACGUCUGGAACGGGUUGCUAGAGCGCGGUUGCAGUCUGACUGCCGUCGCAUCCAGGAAGUGAAUCGGGCAUUGAGAGAGCAGCUUGAAAUGGUGACCAGCCGCAACAUUUCUGGUUCGGGUGGAAGUGUUCAAUCAGAUCAAGCAGCAAGUGUCGAGGCACUCAAAAGAGAUGUUGGCAAGCGAGAAGUUCUGAUAGCUCAACUUAUUACACAAAAUAAGGAGUUGUCUGCUGCAAAGGAACGACAAGAAAUUGAACUGGCUGCCCAGAGAGUUACUCUUCAGGAGCAACGUACUCACAUUAACAUACUGGAUACCGCUCUUCAAAAUGCCCAGAGCAAUGUUGUACGCUUAGAAGAAGAGUGCCGCAAGAAGCAGCUUUAUGUAGAACGUGUUGCCCAACUACAAAGGGUAUUAUCCUCCUUGCAACUAGCAAGCGACCGAAGGGAGCAAGGAGAAAGAAAACUUCGAAUGCAGCUUGAAAGGGAGCUCAGGAAUGAGCGAGCCCGUGCAGCUGGUGCACCUACAUCAGAUGACUUAGGUGCCAAUAGUAGUGAAUCUGCUGCUGAACUGAAAAGGAAGUUGCGAGAGCGUGAAGGUAAAAUCAUGUUGCUUGAAGGAGAAGUGGCCAAGUGGGAACAGAGGUAUCUUGAAGAAAGUUCAUUACGUCAAGCUGCUAUUGACGCAGCCAGUCUUCCAAAGGAUGCUAAAAUUGCUGCUUUGGAGAAGACAAGCCAAGAAACUGAAAAGCUUAUUGCAGAGGCUCGUACAGAGAAAAUACGUCACAUGGAUGAGGUUCAUGCUGCUCAAAAGAGAGUGACUGACCUUGAGUCCAGAUUGAAAGAUUUGGAGUCCAAACUUGCUGAGAGAGAUGCCAUGAUCAGAGUCCUUCAGAAGCAUACUUGUAAAGAAUCAAAGGCCUCUACAUCUUCCUCUUAUCCUAGCAUUAUUCGGUCUCCACAUCACACUCCUCAUCCUAGCCUUAACGCUGAUUUGGGUGUGCUAGGCUGUUCAGUCUCACGAGAAGAGCUUGGCCCCGUGUAUUCAUCUAGCAGCCCUGCUUUUAACUCAUCAAACCAGUCCUACUCAAGCUCAGUGGGUGAUGGUGGCUACCACCAUUCAGCCUCUGGAAGUUACUCCAAGUUUGGCACCAGCCAAAGCUUUGACCAAAGCUUUGACCAGACAAAGAAAUGCCUUGAUGAUGAACUCAAGGAACUUGACUCUCAGCUAGAUUCACAACUUGAUUCAAAGAUGCUGAGCAAGAGAGGUCUGUGCUGUUUUCCAGGAUUCUCUAAUCCAAGUUCUGCGGCGAGAAAAGGAAAAGUGUCCCAGCCACUAUUGGCAAGUGUAGGCGUAGGUGUCUGGCAAGGGCUGGUGGCACAAUCACGCUAUGAGGCAGCAAGGCCGGAGGAAAUGUUGCUGUUGGAAAAGCAAGGUUUGAGUAGCCAACAACAGAGGAUGCCCGACUCGCUGGAUGUGCGAAGCCGAUCAGGCAGCUUGCCCCCCAGUUCCCUACCACGACCCAGACGCUCUCACGGUAGCCGCCGCCUUGGAGAGUACGGCCGGCUCAGUGACGGAGAGAGAGAGAGCACUCGGAAAACGUCCACCAACUCGAGCCUGGACGGGCUGGCCGAGGCAAGCAGCAAAGGCCGCGACUCUCUGCCCCCCAUGCCUAGGAAGCUGGGUGAGUAUGGUCGACUCAGUGACAGUGAAUCAGGGCGGAAGAUGUCAUCUAAUUCCAACGACAGCUGUAAAGUCAUCAAUCAAGAAUCGUCAAGUCGCUCAUAUUUGCCUCCACCUCGGAAGUUGAGUGACUACGGAAAGCUCUCAGCAAAUUCAAGUAGUGAUGGUUCAGUUGAUAUUGUUGCUAAAACAAGAGACUCCCCUGCAAGAUUUUUGCCAUCGCCUCGGAAGCUAAGUGACUCAAGCAGAACAAGUGAACCAGAACGCAAGUCAAGAGAAGCAGGAAUUCGUGACUCUGGCACCAGUGAAGACUCCUCUGGUUCCAAGUUGCGCUUAAUACCUACUGCCAGUGGCCGGGUGCUGAGUGCUAAAAGAGCUUCAUCCCUACAAAGGGAGACAAGCAAACCCACCCACCCAUCCGAGUCUGGUUUGAGGUCAUUGCCUACAUCCAAUAAAUAUAGAGUUCAAUUUUAAAUCAAACUGACCAGUUUGAGGUGGCUCUUAAAUUGUUUUUAACGAUUGUUUUAGAAACAUGUCUUUUGAUGUUAAAGCAUGACUAGAGCACUAACUUUGUUUUUCUUAACUGUUUUGUAAGCCAUUGAUGUGUCAUUUAAUUACUGGCAGGUAUGGAAUAACAUUGUUGAACAUAAGAAAGAAUGAGCUGGAUUUUCUAGAUCAAGGAUGUUCCUAGCAAGUGACAAAGCUUUUACUGCUCGUAAACGUUUUCAAUGCCAAGUUUUGGGUUUUCCUGCUCAACUUUCUUUUCUAACUGUUUUGUCUUGUUGUCUUUACUGUGAUAUCAUUGUUACAGUAUGUUUUUGUUUUUUAGACUGUUUCCUUGUUGAAAACAAGCUUUGUAUGGUAUUUAUGAAUUUAUAUUUCUUGCAUACAGUUGUAUGCAAUAUUUGUUAAUAUUUAAUUGCUAGUAGAUGUGAAUGUGAUUUAAUAUUUCUUGCAAUCUUGGAAUGAAUUUCAGUUUGUCUGAAUAGAAUCACUGUAAAAUAAUUUUUUGAUGCCUUUUCUAAAUCUGUAUCUGUACAGAAGUCUCCUUUUUAAAAGCAAAAUAUAAUCAAAAUGUGUGUGGUUUUUUGGUUAUUGCAUCUUUGGAAGCAAAGAGUAUGAAGCAUUAGCCACAAAAAUGAGAAAGUCUAUUUUGCAAUCAUCAACGUGUCCUAUCAAGAUCUGGUGAAGUUAAACGCAUUUAGGUAUAAAGAUGUGUUCAGUCAUCAAGCAUUUUUGUCAUGCAUAUGUAUUUUUAUGUACGUAUUGUCUAGUCUCUCAAGUCUAUGUUGUACAUGGUUGAGCAAGUAUAAUAAAAGUGUGAGUAAUUGUUA
This is a messenger RNA of Thrips palmi, 4480 nucleotides long. Its product is annotated as angiomotin-like. Gene Ontology annotation, biological process: regulation of cell migration; actin cytoskeleton organization. Bases 183 to 3620 code for a protein of 1145 amino acids. The record is from RefSeq and is a predicted model, not a curated record. NCBI's taxonomy places the organism in Eukaryota, Metazoa, Arthropoda, Insecta, Thysanoptera, Thripidae. Gene Ontology annotation, cellular component: bicellular tight junction; cytoplasmic vesicle; plasma membrane. The transcript has 14 exons.